Molecule: messenger RNA, 577 nt
Organism: Ornithorhynchus anatinus (platypus)
Lineage: Eukaryota; Metazoa; Chordata; Mammalia; Monotremata; Ornithorhynchidae
Gene: DNAJC19
Product: DnaJ heat shock protein family (Hsp40) member C19
Exons: 6
Coding region: 147-497 (116 amino acids)
Biological process (GO): protein import into mitochondrial matrix
Cellular component (GO): PAM complex, Tim23 associated import motor
Molecular function (GO): ATPase activator activity
Source: RefSeq, a predicted model, not a curated record
CGACAGUGGGCGGCGUUGCUUUCCUGCGGCCCGAGGAGGCCCGAGGAGGCCCGAGGAGGCCCGAGGAGGCCCGAGGAGGCCCGAGGAGGCCCGAGGAGGCCCGACGAGGCCCGACGAGGCCCGACGAGGCCCGACGACAGCCGGCCAUGGCCAGUACCGUGGUAGCAGUUGGCCUGACAAUUGCUGCUGCUGGAUUUGCAGGCCGAUAUGCAUUGCAAGCAGUGAAGCAGAUGGAGCCUCAAGUGAAACAAGCUCUUAAGGGUCUGCCAAAAUCCGCAUUUAGUAGUGGCUAUUACCGAGGUGGUUUUGAACCCAAAAUGACGAAACGGGAAGCAGCGUUAAUAUUAGGAAUAAGUCCUACAGCCAAUAAAGGAAAGAUUAGAGAUGCUCACCGGCGAAUCAUGCUCUUGAAUCACCCGGACAAAGGAGGAUCUCCUUAUGUGGCUGCCAAAAUCAAUGAAGCUAAAGAUUUACUAGAAGGUCAAGCUAAGAAGUGAAAGACUUGAAACUGAAAUUUAUAUAUAAAUUAGUUUAUGUACAUGAACAUUAAUUUUUUAUAAUAAAUGACCUAAUAAAA